CGAUUCGAAGAGGGGCGAAGCGCGGGUGAUCACGUGGGUACCGAUGAGCGAUGAUCGUCACAAACAAACAGACCUUGCCAACAACAUCAUUGUUUAGCCUAUCCAUAAUCAAGGUAAUGAUAGAAAGAAUAGCACCAAAGAACCAAGUGUUUGCGCGAAUUUGUCGCGCUCUUUCGUGGCUAUGCUGAACGUUUAAACCAAGCAGAGAUCAAAGUAUUGUCGCGCAUUACAGCGGUACAGCAUGGCCGCGACGAGUGUUGUGCCCCUCCUGCCCCUCGAGACCAAACACCCGAGUAGCACGGUCCUGGUGACCGGUUGCACCGGAUACAUCGCCGGGCCGACGAUCGAGCGGCUGCUGAGGGCUGGCCACACGGUGCACGCCACGUGCCGGGAUCCAGGGAACACAGAACUGCUUGCACGCCUGGUGGCACUGCCAGGCGCAGACAAGCGGCUCAAGUUCUACAAGGCAGACCUAACGCAUGUCGGCAGCUUUGAUGAAGCAGUGAAGGGAUGCGACUACGUCAUCCACAUGGCAGCCCCCGUGACGCUGGGCAAGGUGAAGCCAGGCGAGGGCAAGCCCAAACUCAUUGACCCCAUGCUGGCAGGCGUGGAUAACGUGCUGAGCGCCGUCAACCGCGCGCCGUCCGUUAAGCGUGUGGUCAUGACUUCCUCCAUCUCCGCCAUCUGCACCACCGCCAGUGACAAGCCCAAGCCCGCGGACGGCAGCGUGCUGCUUUACACGGAGCAUGACUGGAACACCACUGCCACCGAGGACUUCAUUCCGUACGCGCGCGGCAAGACUUUGUCGGAGAAGCGCGCCUGGGAGCUUGCGGGCCAGCAGAGCCGCUGGGACCUGAUCACGGUGUGCCCAUCCAUCGUGAUGGGCCCAACGGUGCUUGCGUGCGACAGCAGCGAGAGUGUGGGCGCAGUGCGCGACAUCUUGUGGCCGGGCUUGAUGUGGCCUGCAGCUGGCGACAUCGGCCUGGCGCUGGUGGAUGUGCGGGACGUGGCAGCCCUGCACUGCCUGGCCAUGGUCACACCCGCAGCCAAGGGCAGGUAUAUCGCGCACGCCAAGUCCACCAACUUCUUCAACGUUACGCACGUGGUUGCGUCGGUGUUUCCCAAGUUUUGGCCCGCACGGAGCCUGGCACCAUACUGGCUGGUGUGGCUGUUGGGCCCGCUGCUGGGCAUCGGGCGUGACAUGCUGCGCGCGCUGUGGGGCCCUGCACCCGACUUCGACACGCGCCGCACGCUGUCUGACCUGGGGCUGCCCGGCUGGCUGCCGGAAGUGGACACGUGGCGCGAUAUGAUCCUGGACAUGGAGGCCAAGAAACAGAUCAAGAUGAAGUGAAGAUGGCACAGAGGAGAACGAGAGAGGAAAUGUCAACCCACGGCAUGGCAGCGGCUGCUGGGUGGGGGCGCGAAGCAGAGUGGCUUUACAUGCCGGCACAGUCCGAAGUGCAUAACGCAUACCGUAAUUGCCUGCGUCUGCGUCCCUAGCCAUGCUAUGAGCAUGUGACUCUUGUCCCUGGCUCGGCGCGCACUAUCUAUGUGAUCCGAGGCAUUCAUCUCGCGUGGGCAUGAGCGAGAGCAGUAUGUGUACGGCAUCACGUAGUAGGAUAUCCAAAACAUACUUGUAGCGUUACGGGGCAUCAGGGCCCGGCAAUGGAGGACGGCGGCCUAUAAUCUGCGAAUUUUGAGCGCUCCCGGGCAUUUUCCUGGUAGCCCAGGUUCCGCUGUCUGUGGUUGGUGUGUGGCAAUCCACGCCGGACGCAGUUGUAGGGGACACCGGGUCGCCGCACAGGCUUCCUGGCCACUGCUGUGUGGGGUGUGGGAGACCGAUAGCGCCCGAGGCAGCACCCUGGGGAUCGUUAAGUAUCAUUAAGUAAACGAAUGAAGUGCGUGACAGCGACAGAGUCGAGCAGUUGGAUGUGUGCUGUGUUAUGUCUGGUUUCCAUCUCAUGUGCCACGUCCGGAUUUGCGGGGAUGCCAAAGGCCCCCAACAUAGAGGCGUGUGCAAUUUGCGUGUGCUUAGUAGGCGCCCGCGUCAAGGUGGCUGGGUUGAUAACGACCCGGGAGGGGAGGGCUCAGCCCUUUUCCUGCCUCUCUAAGGCAGCCACCUCCUUGUUAGCGCUCCUGUAAAUGCCGCUGUUUGUGUCUCUGUGAGCGGUGGAAGGAACAGAAGAUGAGUCGGCCUUGAGGGAAGAGCACC
Chlamydomonas reinhardtii is the source of this 2212-nucleotide messenger RNA. RefSeq lists its product as uncharacterized. Gene Ontology annotation, molecular function: oxidoreductase activity, acting on the CH-OH group of donors, NAD or NADP as acceptor. The record is from RefSeq and is a predicted model, not a curated record. The coding region runs from base 242 to 1351 and encodes 369 amino acids. NCBI's taxonomy places the organism in Eukaryota, Viridiplantae, Chlorophyta, Chlorophyceae, Chlamydomonadales, Chlamydomonadaceae. The transcript has 13 exons.